Messenger RNA from Linnemannia hyalina, 2826 nucleotides. The record is from the annotation of a GenBank genome assembly. NCBI's taxonomy places the organism in Eukaryota, Fungi, Mortierellomycota, Mortierellomycetes, Mortierellales, Mortierellaceae.
AUGUCGGCGAACAAAGAGAGUGGGACAAGCAAAGACCCGCCACCUGAUGUCAAGGAGUUCGAGAAGGAGCUCCACGGUCUCUUUGACCACUCCCGCACCGCCUCUGCCUCCAAAAUCGACAGGCUCACCAAACUCGCCUUCAAGGCCGCCAGAUACUACAAAAACAUCGUGUACUGUCUGGAAAAGUUCAUUACGCGCUGCGUGCCAGAAUACAAGUUGACAGGACUGUAUGUACUGGAUUCCAUUUGUCGGACGUCUCAAUCGGCCAAGACGAAGCUGGGCUCUUCAGGAGGAGGCACGUUCACGGGCUCUGAGUAUGUUGCGCGGUUCGAGAAGAAUAUCGAGGCCCUCUUUGUUGAGUUUACCAAAGUCGUGGAGGACAAGGAAAAGGAAAAAGUGAAGCGCGUCGUGGAAAUUUGGGAGCGUUCAGGAACGUUUGCGGCCAAGACGACGGAGAGCAUCAAGAAGAAGUACUUUCCGCUCCUGGAAACCGACAUCUCGAGAGCAGCAGCAGCAGCGGAACAAGAGACAACGGCAGCAGCAGCGGCAGAGGCUGAAACAGCAGUAGCAAAGGAUGAGUCAUCGGUGGACAAGGCGGCGUCGUUCAUCACAUCCCUGGCCGCCUCCCUCGCCGCAUCCAACUCUCCAGCUGCAUCGGCAGUCUCCUCGAACACUUCCAAUCCUUCGACACCACCGACCAGUACCGGUCCCACAUAUACAUCAUCACUCCAUUACCCAGCGGAGAACACUUACACUGCAUCGUCAUCAACCAACACACCGGUGAACCCGCUGCUUUCGGGCAUUUCGGAUCCAUCAUCAGCUCUUGCGCUUCAAACCCUCCUGGCGACCGUUUCUCAAGUCAAGGCGGCUGCAGCAGGAGUAGGAGUCCCCGCCUCCGCAGCCGUGCCGGUUUCCACAAUGCUUUCGGCCCCAGGACACCAUUACUUAGGGUACCCAGGGUUCCCAAGUGCAGCAGGAGCAGCAGCCGUCGCGCCAAUGUUGAUGCCGGACUAUGGAGCUACCGCUCAAGGAACCUCUUCGCUGCCUCCGGUGCUGCAGCAGCUUCAAGGGAUCUUAUCGAAUAGCAAUCAGCAGCAGAACCUUGGUUUUGCACCAAAUAAUAAUACCGUGGUUUCCAGCAGUACUGCACCACCGCCCUCAACAACAACAGCAACUGCGGGAGCAUCCUCUGUCAUGUCAGCUGUCAUUGAUCCUCGGACAGGAGGAGGAAGAGGAGGGGCCAUAUCAUCGUUGCCCUCUGGGUUCCUUGGUGGUGUAUCUAUUGGAGCAGCCUUAGGUGGUACUCCAGGAGGGACGAUGCCGCGGGACCCUCGUGCUGCACCCAUCGACCCACGGAUGCAACCACAACAGCCACAACAGCAUUCGAUGCCAACGGACCCCAGGGCGAACCCUCGUAUGGGCGGUGCACAGCCACUGGGCGGAACAGCACAGCCCCUGUAUCAACAACAAGCACAGCCACUCUUCCAGGGUCCUAUGCCGCCGUUGCACAUGGGCUCAUUGUUAGAUGGUCAAGGAGCAGUGAUGCUGAUGAGGAACGCCGGUCUAGGAGAUGUCGGAGCUAAAGGCGGCAUGGGAGGAGGGAAUAAGUCUGGUCCUGGUGCGGCGGGUGGACUGGAUGGACAUGCGAUGGCCCAGCUGGCGUCGUUUAUGAAUGGGAUUCAUCAGAAGGAGGGAGGGUCACAGCCACACCAGCAACAAAUAGGUGCAGGAACAUGGGGUGACAAUAGAGGACAGGGAGGAGGAGGAGUGAAUGGCGGUCAGGACGGAUACCCUCUUCCUCAUCGCGGUGGUAUGGAGGACAAGGGUAGCAGCAGCCAUCACCGUCUUGGUCCUAAUGGUUCCUCGGCUGGACAGGGACAUGGACAGGGCUAUGGUGUCAAGGAUGAUCCCUCUAUCAGUCCCGACCACAUUCGAGUGAUAAGCAGGACACUAUGGGUGGGAGGAUCGUUUAUCCCUUCGAUCUCAGAACAAGAGCUGGAGGGCAUCUUCACACCGAGGGGUAAGAUCGCUACCUUGAUGAUCAACCAAGCCAAGUUCAACGCGUUUAUUAAGAUGACCGACCGAACAGACGCAGAACGAUGCAAAGCCGAACUCGGAGGCACACAUGUCCAAGGCGAUGUCAUGAAGGUCAAUUGGGGCUGUGGGUUCGGGCCGAGGGAUUGUUUUGAUUAUACCACGGGUACUAGUGUGAUCCCACUCGAGAGGUUGACGGAUACUGAUAGGAGGUGGUUGGCAAAUAGUGUUGUGGGCGGGUUUGGACCUGGGGAGGCCAUUCGUGGUGGUGUGUCGGUCAUAGAACCCAAUAUCGAACCUGUUGGGAAGGAUGGACGCGAGGCGUUGCCGAGACGGGGUGGAUUGGGCAGUAGUGGUGGCGGCAGUGGCGGUGGUGGACAUCAUGCUGGUGGUAUUGGAAGCGGUGGACGUGGACGUGGAAGAGGACGUGGCAGAGGGGGCGAUAUGGACCAGGAUGAUUUUGGAGUUGGGCGUGGUCGUGGCCGUGGUGGGAUUCAUAGCCUGCCACCACCUCCGCAGGUGACCAUGGGUUCCAAUGGUCCUUCCCAGCAGCAGCAGCAGCAUCAGUAUCAGCAUCAGCAUCAGCAUCAGAUUCAACACCAGCUACCACCGACACCGCAACUUAGGGUGCAUCCACUUCCGCAUCGACCCCAGGUCUCGGCAGCCGGAGCAUCGACUGUCAAGCGAGACGUUGGAGGAGGAGGAGGCGCACCGACAGCAGGAGCACCAGGUGGAGGAGCAGCAGGACAGAGUGAUGAGACUCGACGCACCAAGAAGUCGCGCUGGGAGUGA